GCAUAAUUUCUGGCCUUUAAAUUGGAAAGUGGCAACCAGGUGAAGCUUCCAAGUUAUAAACUCAUUCUGUAUUUUUGUAAGGUAAACUAAAAAACAAUUGAUUAUUUUCAAGUUUACUAGUUGAGGAAUUUUGUAUUAUGUAACCUUAGGGAUGGUUAAGAGAUAACUCUAUCCUCUUCUUCUUUUCUCCAUCUCUUAACUUUGUCGGACUCCAAUAAUAUUCCAGAAGUUGAACUCGUGAACCUUCGUGAUUUUUUCGUUGCAUUUAAACUUUUGAUUCUGGACGUUUUGAUGCCUGGUUAAGGAUUUUGAUUUUGAGCCACACAUCCUCUAGCUAGAAUGUAGAAACCAAAAUCAGAUUGGAGUUCCGAGUUGCCUUCAAUGGUUAAAUGCCAUCAGUUCGGAUUUUUAGCUAUAUAUUAUGGAUGGUUUUGUAGGAAUCUGCUUUCCUUUUUUUCCUUUUAUUUGAUGUGAUAGAAAUCUCUUUUACUUUUACUGGUUAAUAAGAAUAUAAGAGGGAAUUUGUCUUCCGCAAAAGCAUGUUUUUAUUUUUGUCUUUUUUAGUAGAAGAUCAAUAGAAAAUAAAAGAUAACAUAUGAGAAACUAAAUGUGCAACUUCUCUUGAUCCAGAUAUUUCUUAGUUAUGAUAUAAAUUAAUUGAGAUUCAAUUGCGUCACUCUAAGUUUGCCAUUGUCCACUUUUUGUUGGAAAGAGUGUUUGGACUUCUUACUCUCGAAGAAAAGAAACAAUUGCGGUGAUAUCCUUUUUAAUGGGUCCUGGUGUGGAGUAUAGAACUUCUAGUAAUCUUGUUUUUGCACUUUGUAUUUUCUGGUGUAGAAAGUGAUAUGACUACCACCAAAUGGAAUAGUUGGAAAAAGAACUUAAAUUUUGUAUUUGUGUGUUGAAGAAUGCUCUCACUCUUUCAACUUGGGAAGAAUGAAGGAAGGAUGGGCGGCAAGAGUGAAACUGAAGAAUAUAUUGUGAGACUGAGAAAGAAUUAAACUGAUGAAGUGCAUAGUUUUGGUUGAAAUGAUGCAUAGAUGUUUUGAGAGAGAUUAGACCUACUGUCGAUUGCUUCAUUCAUGCUGAAAGUUUCAUAUUGUUUCACUGUCUUCCAUGUUUUACCCCCAAAUUUCCUUCAUACGGGUGUAGUUUAAGUUUUUUAAUUUUUAUCUGCUGUUUCCAAUUGAUAUUGACAAAUUUUGUGGUGUUUAUUCACGUUGUAAGUACUUUCUUUCUUCUCCUUAAUUUCUUUACUCUCCUCAUCUCUUAAUUUUGAUCCUCCGUUAGGCAUGGAAGGCAAAAAGAGACUAAUAGCCCUAGGUUUUGAGGGCUCAGCAAACAAAAUUGCUGUUGGAGUUGUUGCACUUGAUGGCUCUAUCUUAUCCAAUCCACGUCACACUUACAUCACUCCACCAGGUCAUGGCUUCUUACCAAGGGAAACAGCUCAACACCACCUUCAGCAUGUUCUUCCUCUUGUCAAAUCUGCGCUAGAGACUGCAAAAAUUACAGCUGAUGAUAUUGAUUGCCUUUGCUACACUAAAGGCCCUGGAAUGGGUGCUCCCCUCCAGGUCUCUGCUGUGGUCGUCCGUGUCCUGUCCCAACUGUGGAAUAAGCCUAUUGUUGCUGUGAAUCAUUGUGUAGCCCACAUUGAAAUGGGCCGCAUUGUUACUGGAGCUGAUGAUCCAGUCGUUCUCUAUGUUAGUGGAGGCAAUACACAGGUUAUUGCAUAUAGUGAGGGAAGAUACAGGAUUUUUGGGGAGACCAUUGAUAUUGCAGUUGGAAACUGUCUGGAUAGGUUUGCAAGAGUUCUCAAGUUGUCCAAUGAUCCAAGUCCAGGAUAUAAUAUUGAGCAGUUUAUAAUUUCGGGUUCUCUGAAAUCUGAGCACCACGUAUGA
Oldenlandia corymbosa var. corymbosa is the source of this 1898-nucleotide messenger RNA. Lineage: Eukaryota; Viridiplantae; Streptophyta; Magnoliopsida; Gentianales; Rubiaceae. The record is from the annotation of a GenBank genome assembly.